This is a messenger RNA of Cuscuta campestris, 1304 nucleotides long. NCBI's taxonomy places the organism in Eukaryota, Viridiplantae, Streptophyta, Magnoliopsida, Solanales, Convolvulaceae. The record is from the annotation of a GenBank genome assembly.
AAAGCGAUCAUGGGUUCUUCUUCUAGAAAUUUGUAUGCAGGAAUAGGUGAAGGGCAAUCAACCACACGGCCACCUCUUUUUGAUGGAACCAAUUAUACAUAUUGGAAAGAACGGAUGAGAAUCUAUAUUCGUUCCACGAACUUCCAAUUAUGGUUGGUUAUCAAAAACGGGGAAGAGGUGCCGAUGAAGAAAGUCGGAGACAAGUUGAUCCCCAAGACCGAAGACGAGUUUGAUGCCGAGGACAUCAAAAAGGUCGAGAAUUAUGCAAAGGCAAUAAAUAUGCUUUAUUGUGCCGUAAAUCCUGAUGACUACCGCAAGAUCUCCUGCUGCUCAACCGCCAAGGAGAUGUGGGACAAACUUGAGCUCCCAUUUGAAGACCCCGUUCUCACUAAGGAUGACGUCAAGGUUUGUUCUAGACCAGACUACUACACGAUCGGCGCACUUCGCUGAUAAGGCCUAUCUUUUGUCCACAACUUUGGACUUUGCUCGUACGUUGACUUACUUUUCUCGGCCGUGUGGUGAUCGGUCCAUCCGAGCCCGCGAGCGCCUUGUGUUCUUUUUUGAACUUAUUUUGCAGGUUUGAAGGAUGAGAAGGCUAGGCUCAGCCUUAGCCACCGCGCUAGGAAGCCAUUAAUGGAGCCUUUGAGCUCUUGAAGAAGAAGAAAGAUACACACUAUUCUAGAGAGAGAAAGGAAGUGGACGGGGGAGAGUGUAAAAAUUGGCCUCCUCUCUCACUUAGGCAACCCCUUCUUUUAUAGGGAGGAGGGGGCAUCUUCGGAGGAAUAUUCUUUUAUUCCUCUAUUUUACUAAACAGGUCCGGUUUGACUGUUCUUCGUAAAUAAUUGGGAAAUGUGGGCCGAGCCACGUAUUAUUUUCCAUCAAGAAGUCCUCCACUUUUUUAAGUUGUGAGAAUCAUCAACUUAAAAAAGUAAAUAAGUCCUCCGAGUGAUAUCUUCAAUCUUCAUACUUUGGAUUCUUGACCGGUUGAUAUUUUUGCUAGUCCUCCGAGUCUUCAUUAAUUCUCUAAUUUCUUGAAUCAGAAGUUUUUCCUGCAAAAAAUAAUUUGUACAACAUUUUUUUUAACCGGCCUAUGUCGUGCUCAAAAAAUUAUUAUUUUUACCGAGGAGCUCGGUGUUAGGUGAUUAAGAUUCACGCCAAUAAUUAUCGUAACGAGAGCGAUGUCAGUUCGAUAAAGCAACGAUGCUUCAAAAAGUUAUUUCGUCGAGGUCGGUGUUAAUACGAGUCAAGCAAACGAUGCGUGACGAAAUUAGUAUACCGAUGACAACGACCUUAGUUAAUAAGAA